AUGGUGUUUGUCGAACACACACACACACGAACGAACGAACGAGCGAACGAACACGGGCACGAACACGGGCACGAACACGGGCACGAACACGGGCACGAACACGUGCACGAACACGUGCACGAACACGUGCACGAACACGUGCACGAACACGUGCACGAACACGGGCACGAACACGGGCACGAACACGGGCACGAACACGGGCACGAACACGGGCACGAACACGGGCACGAACACGGGCACAAACACGGGUACAAACGCGGGCACGAACGCGGGCACGAACGCGGGCACGAACGCGGGCACGAACACGGGCACGACACAGGGCACGAACACGGGCACGAACACGGGCACGAACACGGGCACGAACACGGCCUGCAAAUGAACGAUGGCACACGGCAGUGCAUAAUCGUAGCGUGCCAUCCAUUGUACUUUGUGCUGGCGUAG
Molecule: messenger RNA, 441 nt
Organism: Dermacentor silvarum
Lineage: Eukaryota; Metazoa; Arthropoda; Arachnida; Ixodida; Ixodidae
Product: urease accessory protein UreG-like
Exons: 2
Coding region: 1-441 (146 amino acids)
Source: RefSeq, a predicted model, not a curated record